This is a messenger RNA of Sparassis crispa, 894 nucleotides long. RefSeq lists its product as hypothetical. The transcript has 4 exons. The coding region runs from base 1 to 894 and encodes 297 amino acids. NCBI's taxonomy places the organism in Eukaryota, Fungi, Basidiomycota, Agaricomycetes, Polyporales, Sparassidaceae. The record is from RefSeq and is a predicted model, not a curated record.
AUGCCCCUGCCCUCGAAAUCGAAAAGAGAAGAUAAAAGAUAUGAGUAUCAGAAGCAGAAAGUUCCCUGUUGGUGUGAAGGAUGCAAAGGCAAACACGUACCUCAGUACACGCAGCGUGAUCACCAAACCAGGCCUCGAUACAACUCGGAGAAGCAGUCAGACGAUGAGCGCGGGUCCGUCAAGCUAGGAGCCACAGGGAUACUCAAGAAACUUGCGAAAAAACUUAAGCUGAGUCCGAAGAAGAAUAGCACCCUGUCUACAGCAUCGCCUCCUUCGCCCUCGCAGACACCUCAGCCCGGUUCAAGACCUUACAGUAUUGGGGAGGCAGAGGGCGUGCAAUCGCACUAUCAGCGCUCACUUUCAUCGCCUAUGCCUGUGGAUUUCUCCAACGAUCCCUCGUAUGCCCCCAAACUGUGCCAGAGUGAUAGCGCUAACAUAUUGCUCGCCGUUGAACCCGAAGAUAGUAUUUUGGAGCACAGCAGAGAAGCUGCGUCUCGCGUGUUGCGUCACACAGAUGCUCCGGUUGCAGACGACACCUCGUCUGGCAGUGCCCGCGCUUCGCAAGAAUCCGUUCUCAGCUAUGCCACCCCUCGUACCGCUAUAUCACCUGCGCCCGAUCUGGGUGUGCAGUUUGAUGUCGACGUGAACGAUCCUGACGCACACAAUCAGUUAGGUCCGAAUCUGGCCUUGGAUGCGAACGUACAGCCUGCUAUCCGUUUUGUGAUCGAACGAGGGUGCUCACAGGUUUACGUGGGUGCGGGAAGACGCGACUACGUCCCUCUAGAACAGCGUCCGGGCGUCCAGGACGCAAGGCAGACCCCUUCUGCGGUCGAGCAUGGAGGGAUCACGAAACGCUCUAUGCUAGCGAGCUUCGAGGGAAAGGCGAGACUAUAA